Molecule: messenger RNA, 3775 nt
Organism: Pipra filicauda (Wire-tailed manakin)
Lineage: Eukaryota; Metazoa; Chordata; Aves; Passeriformes; Pipridae
Gene: RFFL
Product: ring finger and FYVE like domain containing E3 ubiquitin protein ligase
Exons: 9
Coding region: 279-1448 (389 amino acids)
Biological process (GO): protein K48-linked ubiquitination; negative regulation of extrinsic apoptotic signaling pathway via death domain receptors; proteasome-mediated ubiquitin-dependent protein catabolic process
Cellular component (GO): plasma membrane; cytoplasm
Molecular function (GO): ubiquitin protein ligase activity
Source: RefSeq, a predicted model, not a curated record
GCCGCUCCGCCCGCCCGGCCCCGCGGGCAGUUGCCAUAGCGCCGCCGCCGCCGAGCGCAGGGACCGGCACCGGGAUCGGGAUCGGGAUUGGGAUCGGAACUGUCUGCCCCAGGCCCGGCCUGCCCCGGCCCGGCCCCGGCCCCGGCCUGCCGCCCGCCCGGGACGCGGCUCUGCGGGAGGCAGGUGGGAGAAUCCCAACACUGCUGAGCUGAUGUCAGGACCAGGACUCCUCUGCAUGCCAAGGCUUCUAACCCCCUGAUGCAUAGCAGGAGAGUGGAAUGGAGAUAAGUCUAUCUGAGGUCACAGCACAUUCCUUGGAAAGAGGCAUGGGACUAAGGAAUCGAGACAGACUGGUUACUAUGUGGGCGAGCUGCUGUAACUGGUUCUGUCUGGACGGCUCAGCCGAGGAGAUGCAGCCGCAGCCGCCGCCAGCCCGAGCCCAGGCCUAUUCCAACCCCGGCUACAGCUCCUUCCCCUCUCCCACGGCUCCCGAGCAGAGCUGCAAAGCCUGCGGGCUGCACUUCGACAGCUCGGCCAGCAAGCACAUCUGCUUGGACUGUAAGAAGAAUUUUUGCACGUCCUGCUCCAACCAGCCUGAGGGGGGGCCCCUGCUCUGCCACCUCUGCCAGCGCUUCCGAGCCACGGCCUUCCAGCGGGAAGAGCUGAUAAAGAUGAAGGUGAAGGACCUGCGAGACUACUUGGCCCUCCACGAGAUCUCCACAGAGUUUUGUCGUGAAAAGGAGGACCUGGUGUUUCUGAUCCUUGGCCAGCAGCCUGUAAUUAGCCAGGAGGAUCAGAUAAGAACAAACACAUUUAACACCAGAGCCUCUGGACAGCAAGACUUUGUGAGUCACCCCCCAGCCAGCCUGUCUUCUUCUACCUCACUCGAGGAGUCUUCGGUGUCUACAGAGCCCAUCUCAAGUUCAGUAGCUCAGGAGCACCAACAGGCAAAUGGUCACGUGCCUCCGAGCCCAGUCGGUGUGACAGCAGUUGAGGAUGCAGCAGAGGAAGCACCAGCGGAGGAGGAGACACAGUCUACUGACUCUGAAGAUAACCUGGUGCUGGGGAGGAAGGCUUCUCUCUCCGACCUGAGGAGCGUCGGGGACAUCAACGCGCUCUCCGUGCGGCAGCUGAAGGAAAUCCUCGCCCGCAACUUCGUCACCUACAAAGGCUGCUGUGAAAAGUGGGAGCUGAUGGAGAGGGUGACCCGUCUCUACAGAGAGAAAGACCCUCGGCAUCUAGUUUCUGACACGGACGAUCAAACUGGUGGUGCUGGGCAGCCCAGCGCCGAGGACAACCUGUGCAGGAUCUGCAUGGAUGCUCCCAUUGACUGUGUCCUGCUGGAAUGCGGGCACAUGGUGACGUGCACCAAGUGCGGGAAGCGGAUGAGCGAGUGCCCCAUCUGCCGGCAGUACGUCAUCAGGGCCGUGCACGUCUUCAGGACAUAACCGGGGGCAGGGCUGGCCAUGCCCUGAAGCCUCCUCUGCCGGGAGAGGAACGGUCCACAUCCUACAGAUAGUUACAAACAGACCCCGCUGGAAGGGAGGGAAGGAGGAAGCCUUGGGGAAAACUGUCCUGCUCAAGCCACGCCCGACUCUGCUCUUCCCACCAUCGUGCUUUACACCACAGUGCCUGCACUCCCUGGAGCUCAGUGCCAGCAACCAUGAACCACCCACAUCCCAGGAUGACUCGAUCCUCUCUGCUGAGGACAGAUGGAUGCUCAGCUUUCCACCACAAAGAUCAGCUCCAGAGGCUUUGUAUUUUCCUCUGAAUAAUAAAAGUGAACUGGGGUCUCAAAAAGUGUCCUUUGUUUUGCUGCUCAGGCUACACCCAGCAACAACUUGGUUUUCAAAGAUUAAAAUGUCACUGUGCUUGUUAAUUUUACUUUUAUUUUUAAUUUAAUGUAAAACCAUGUUAUGCUUGCAGGACAGGCAGACUGCCUCUGCUUUCCCUAAUUCCAGCCUAGUGCAAUUGUGGAAAAACGUAUCAUUUUAUGUGAAGGUUGCCUUUGUAUUAUUGAGAACUGUUGGGAGGGAGGCUCUGUGAGCAUCCAGCCUGGCCCUGUGCGGUGGUUUUUGUUUGUGCCACGGGGAGGGAGGUGUCUGGUUUGAUUGUUGUUGACUCCUUUGACUCCACAGACUUCCCAGCACAAACUGAACUGCCUUCACUUACUGAAGGAGCUACAAAUCCAAGGCUUUGAGUCUUCCCGAGGGUUUAGUGAGGGAACCACUCAGCUGGAGAGCAGUGAGGACUCCAGUGCUACACAAUCAUUAUUUAAGUACAGGUGACUUUUUCUUUUCAGAAGGGAAUCAUGGAAGAAAGCCAUGAGCAAUCACCACUGCAGAGCAGCUUCCCCCCCUCCUCCUGGGCUGUUUUACAGUUCUGUUCCCCUCAGGCUGUUUAUUAAAAGCCAUUUAUUUUGUACUUUCUGCUGGUGAGGGUGGGGAGGAGGGCCCCUGGUCUGAUCCCUCACAGCUCUCCUGGGCAGCGUGUGCAGGUGGAAGAACUUGCCAGAGAUGAUUGUAACUGGUGUAUUUUCCCCUCAGUGUGUUUGGCUGCAGCACAGCCAGGCUCCAGAAUCUUCAUGCCUUAAGUUUGCAUCACCGUGGGAUUGUGCUCUCAUUCCAAGGCACCUGUGAAUCUGGGAACCUCCUGCUGCAGGGUUUUGCUGUCUGGCUCUGGGGAGAGGUGAUCACUCCAUGUUCAAACCCAGCCCCUGCCUGGCUGCCAGCAGGGACCAGCACAAAUCCCAGUGUCCCCUCUCAGCUCCUGGAGCACUGGAAGGGCAGUUGCAGGAAUAGCACCAAAGCUCCUCGUGCAGUAAGUGAUAACAGUGUCAACAGCAAACGAAACUGUGUAUUUUUACCAGGGACUGUUGCAUGAGUAGUAGUUCAGCUGCAGGGAGUGGAGGGUCUGUGCUCUGCCGGAGCCAGGAAAGCACCUGAGGUGAGGAAUCUGUGGCUCAGGAGGCAGCAGAACCCCUGCAGUGCUGAGGGGGUCUCAGAACUCCACCAAAAGGCAGCAGCAGCUGCAGUUUACUGAACUAAACACUGAGUUUUACCUCUUUGCCUGGUGAGGUUGUUCUUUAAUCUUUAGCUUAAGGUUUAACAGGUUCCAGGACGAGAAGGAACUGGUACAAUUCCGUGCAUCAUGUUAAAAAGAAAGGUAAGCAGUGACUGUGUUUACUCUUGGGGGGGGCACAGGGACCUCCAGGAGGUACAGGAAUACACAAAGUGCUGAAUUUAGUAAAUUCACUGUGAAAAUUCAUGUUGUCAUAUUUUUCAAUAAACUCAGGGCUGGGGGAAUUUAGCAGGAAGAUUAUUCCCCUAUGGACAGAUGUGCUUUUCCUUGUAGAGGGUAGGCUUACUUUCUACAGCACAUAAAUCAAGUUGCAGAUCAAUGCCUGAAAUUUUAGGGAUGAGAAGAUACACCCAGUGACUCCAGAACUGCUUUCUGAAGGGAGGACUCCUUGUAAAAAUGGGUUCUCUACUUAUGGAUAUGUGUGACUUGUUUUUCAAGGAGAAUCAAAAUCUGGGGGAAACUGAUUAAUGAUGCAAAGGAAUAUAAUGUUCUGAACUAAUAAAGUAAAUGGAAAUAUUUAUGUGCUCUAUGUACACUGUACAUUGUUUAAAGACUUUAAAAGUUAAUAUUCUACUUGAAAGGGCAUGUUAUUCUCUGUUAAACCCCCUUGGUACUAUGAUGGUUAAACUUACUAGUUUUGGUACGGAAGUUUGGUUUAUAAUUUUAUAAUAAAGUUGAAAUGUGAUUUAGUUAA